Messenger RNA from Auanema sp. JU1783, 4410 nucleotides. The record is from the annotation of a GenBank genome assembly. Lineage: Eukaryota; Metazoa; Nematoda; Chromadorea; Rhabditida; Rhabditidae.
AUGGAAAAUGCACCAAGUAAUUCUUCCUUUGACUUGAGAGCCGUAUUGGAGUUUGGACUGCAUGUAUUGGAGAAUGUUGAGCCACCCAUGAUUGAUGGGGAUCAUCCAAGCAAUGCUACAGCUUUUUCAAAAGCUAAUGUCUCUUUAGCUCCUAUUGGAAUUCUGCGAGGAUGGGCUCUGCUGGCAUUAGCAGCAAGUGGAAAAACGCGAUCAACUCUUGAAAAAGGAUUGAGGAAAGUGUUGCAAUCAAGAGAAGAUAUUCACGACGUUCUGUAUUCAAUAGCAGAUACUAGUAACGAAAUCAUUCGUCUGUAUGGAGAUUUUCCUCGAGAUUCAAUACCUGUCAGAUCUCUCAUGGAAAAAAUGAAACAAUAUUAUGGCGAGAAGCCUGGUGUAAACCCAUUGAGACGAAUGUGUUUUAAUUGUGAUCAUGAUGGUAUGAGGUCUAUAUAUGAGAUUAAUCAUGAUUUCGCUGUUUCUUCUGCUAAUCGUCUUCGUUAUGUAGUACGAGAAGAGGAUGCUCCUUGUCGACGAGCUAUAACAGCUUUAGUUUCUGCUUCUGACUACACCUUCUACUGGAAACACAAUGGUUCCCCCAUUGAACCACGUCUUCAUUACUUUUAUAGCUCAACAGAGAAGAAAACCAAAGGACGAUCAGUCGUUCAUGCGUGGACUAUUCGUGAUGAAUUUCGCACCAUGGCGAUAGAUAACUUAACUGCCGUGCAGUUAGAUUCUUUCAGCAACACCAAAUUCCUUUACCUAAUCAAGUCUUCUAACUCUUCAGCUCCGACAGCCGAUCAACUUUUACAUAUUUUGAAAAAGCUACCUAAAGAAGGAAAGACAAAUACAUCCAUUUGCUUUCCACGCUUCACAGUGGCCACUCCUAUUCAAUUGAGGGAAUGUUUCCGAGAAAAGGGUUCCUAUGGUUUCAACCGAGUUUUUGAUAGAGAAAAGUCUGUUCUUACUGGAUUUCUCACCCACUUUCAUCCUUACUACCCCACAUUAACAACUCUGUGGGACUUUUAUCACAAAUCUUUGAUAACGAUAGUUGAUGGUCAAGACAGCGUCUCUGCUACAGCACAGCCUUUGAGACUACAAGUUGGUUUUGAAUCGCGUCUUCGUUAUGAGUUGUCCCCUUGGAACUUCAACACAGGUAUCGUUGAUGCUUUACUUAAACUUAUUAUGACAAGUAUUCAUAUAGAUUACGCGGCACAGUGCAAGAAAUAUCAUGAAGAACGAUUACCUGGUUAUAUAGAUAGUUCUUGUCCAGCAGAAGGCAUCGUAUUUGAUCAUCCCUUCUAUUUCAUGAUAGUUGAAUAUGGAUCUUCAACACCUUCUGUACAGUGUUUGGGUUUUUUUGUGCGGUUAAAAGCACUCGCGAUAGUCCUAAACUUUGCUAAGCAGAAUUGUAGGACAACUAUAACCCAGUGGUCGCCUCGUUCUCCAGGCGAUAUACUUGCUAAAUCUUUUACUGACGCUUUUUAUUCUUCUAUUCGACCCUCAAUUACUUUGGUAGAAAAUAUAUUACUUACAAAGGUUCCCGAAAUGUUCAAUAUAGGCCAAAAUGACUUUUUAACUGCUGCUCGUUUGGCUUCACUUGAAGAUGAUGCUAUGCUAUGUUCACAGGCAGAAACUCCAGAAUGGGUUUCUGGACCUAGGGACUUCGCAUCACUGCAUAAAAUUAUUGAGACAGCUUCAAGUUCUGAGAAAGGAGCAGCAGCUUUUUUCAGUGAGUAUGCUUUCGGUGAAAUUCUCAAAAUUAUUGAGCGGUUAGAACCCAUCGAAGAAGAUCACUUCUCUGCUCUUGAGACUGCUUAUGAGUCUAUUUUUUUUUGGUUAGAUCGCAUAGGUUAUGAUGAAGCUCAACCUGGCAUGAUAUUAGAUGCUAUUCCAUUUUUGAUUGAACGUUCAUGCAAGCAUGAAAGGUUCAAAUAUGCAAUUACAAUACUGAAAGAUUUUCUACGUUUAUGUCUGCAGCGCUCAGAUCCGGUACUCUGUCGUAUAAUUUCACAAGAUGAAAUAAAGGAUAAGAAAUGGAUCUACGACAAUUUCAUCUGGCGGUACUCGCGACUACUGACGCAGCAAAUUCUACAUGUUCGAAAAGUAGCGAUUUCAAUAAUUGGACAUGUUUCACGAAUGUUUGGAACAAGGUUUACAGACAUGUUCUCCGUGCCUCAUCUCCUUGCAUUAUGUGAUGAUUCUAAUUGGGGAGUACGGAAGACAGUAUGUGAAAACUUCGUGGAGGUUUCAAAGUACUGCCGUAGGCAAACGCGUGAAAAAGUAUUGGCUCCCAAGUUUAUAACUUUACUUCGGGAUCCUAGUAGAUGGGUUUGUUUCGCCGCUUUUCAAGAGUUAGGACCAUUCAUUUCAACAUUUGCUAACCCUCAUGUCACAGGCAUGAAGUUAAUGGAUGGAAAAGUUCUUGUAUGUGGGGAAGAACGAGACAUCUCGGAAAUACCGGAGAAUCUUUGGGAUUCUCCUAUUUCAGACAAAACGUUCUCAUACCUUCCUCCAGGAGCACUGCUCCCUAAUGAUAUACUGGAUGAUCAGAUGAGCUCUGAUGAAACACCUUCACCAACAGAUAAUUUAACUAGAGUUGUUGAUGGUCUUCAAGAUAUGAUGGAUGCUUGGGCUACCUCGAGCUCAAGGAAAUACGCGCACGAUGCUCCUACCUUGAACAAAAAAUCUGAUCCUUGCUCUAGUAUAGCUGCGAAAUGUAAUUCAGUGGAAGAUCUUUCGAAUAUUGGAUUGGAUGAUGGUACCGUGGUUGACAUGUCUAUGGAUAGUGAUGAAGAAGGAGAUGUGGAAACUAUCCAAGCUAUGGAUAUUACUGUUAUCGACUACGACGACAGAAGAAUGAACAAGAGCAGUGAAGAUGAUCUGAACAGUUCGAACUCAUCUACCCAUUCUCAAGAUAAUUAUAAUCAACUAAUGUACUGGUCGAACGAUGUAGACGACAUAGAUAUUGAUCUAGAAUUACAACCAUUCGGAGCAUCUAGUGAUGAAGACAAAUCAGUCAGUUACCUUGAUAGAAGAUUUGAUAUACUCGCCAUACACACAAAAUCAUCAGACUCUUUCAAAAAAGAAACUAAAAACGACUCUCUACUUCACAGUCCAAAGCAGUCAACAUUCUCAUUUGAAAGUGAUGAUCAAGAUAUGGAAAUCUUCAAAGAUGUGCGAGGAACGGAUGAAGAUGAUGACGAUGAAGAUGUUAUGGAUGAUGAGAAUGAAGAAAAAGAUUCCGUUCACACUCGGAGACUCGUUCCCAAGGCGUUGAUUGAGAGCUAUAUGUCGAUGACUUCUACAAGUGGUACGAAUGAGGGAGAUAUCAAUAGAUAUUGUGCUCAUAACUUCCCUGCGGUGGCCUUCACUCUUGGACGGUCAAGUUGGUCUCAAAUCAGAAGCACUUACGUUCAAUUAGCGGGAGAUGACCAGCUACGAGUUCGUUUGUCCAUUGCCAGCUCUUUACACGAAAUGGCUGUUAUUAUUGGUUCUUCCAAAACCGAAUCUGAUCUUCUGCCUAUUUUCAAUAGUUUGAGAUCGGAUUUACCGGAAGUACGAGUUGGUGUUCUGAAGAACUUGUUCCAGUUUGUGAAAUGUUUGUCUCCAAAAAGUCAGCUGAAAAUGGUAGAAAUUCUUCCUUCUUUCAUGCCCAUAGACAACAAUGCUAUGAAUUCUAAUUGGAGGUAUCGUUUGGAGUUUGCUCUGCAAUGUCAACAGCUUUGUGAUAUAUACAGUCUAGAAGAUAUCAAUAGAACAAUGACAGCGAUAGCAUUAACUUUGGCUAAUGAUCGUGUUGCUGAAGUUCGAUUAGAAGCUGUAGAACUUGUCUCUAUCGUUUUGGCUCGUAUUCUCAAAGGCGAGUGGAAUAAUAUGGAAAGUGCUGAAGAAUCCACCGAUAAUAAACCUCUGGCGCCGUUGAGCGAACGUUUAGUUCAAGAUAUUGUUUCGGGCUUCGCCAAAACUCAAAAGUGGACUAGGCGGCAAACAUUUGUCAAUCUUUGUGAGAGAUGUUUGAGACGAAACGCUAUGGAUGAGGAACAGUUCCGCUAUUUCUUUUUACCUCAUGUAUCUGCUAUGGCUUUCGAUAAAGUAGCGAAUGUCCGUUUAGGAGUUUGCAGAGUUUUAGGGCUUCUGAACCCUGAACUCAAGCCUGCUCCUUUAGGGAAUGAGCAAACUUUAUCGGUUAAAGAGAUUCUAAACCGCCUAGUUGGUGAUUCUGAUAUGGAUGUUUCACGAGAAGCGAGAAUAGCUAUGCGUUUACCUCCCUUAACUGAUUAUAUCGAUGUGAGGGAUCGCCAUAAGAGACUGCAGGAACGGGAAGAUGCAAUGAUCGUCAGUCACACUAUGGAAAAGGACAAUUAUUCCCAUUGUGAUAUGAGCAUUUCCCCUCAAAAAGACUUGGUUUGA